AAUGCGAAGCUUCUCUCUCAAGAAACCGGAAGUUGUUGUUGCGGCGAUUUGCUGUAGGUUUCAUCACCACGUGAUAAACUAUUUAGGCGGCUGUCAAAUUGUUAAAUAAACAUAUAGAAAGGAUGAUUCCUUUAACGAUUAACGAAAAAACCGCAUCUGCAGCAGUACUGCUUACUGCCGAACUUGUUAAAGAUAAAUGCUCUUUGGAAGUGAAAGAGGGUGAAAACACUGAGUUAUGCGUCUCCGAUUCUACUUUUUCUUCUACGAACUCUAUUAUACGAUAUUUGGCAAGAGUCUGUGAGGACCCUAAACUUUAUGGAAGUACUCCAAUUGAAUCAGCUGAGGUUGACAAUUACUUGGAAUACGCUCAUGAGCUACUUGAGAACAAGUGUACUGAUGAAAUUUUGAAAACACUAAAUUCUCGACUUGCUUCAAGAGCUUUCCUCGUUGGAAGAUCUACAACAAUCGCCGAUUGUGCCAUUUGGGAUGCUUUAACAAGAAAUUUGUCUCUAACUACUGGAUUUCCCAACGUCUCUAAAUACUUAAAGAUGAUGAUAAAGAAGAAGGUCUUUUCAAAUAUUGCCUCGAAGAAAAAUAUCACCCUUCCUGGUGCGGCUAACAAUGAGGGAGCUAAAAAAGAAAGAAAAGGGGAAGAAGGAAAAUUUGUCCCUCUUCCGGGAGCAAAGAAGGGAGAAGUUGUUGUUAGAUUUCCGCCAGAAGCCAGUGGAUAUCUUCACAUUGGACAUGCAAAGGCUGCUCUCUUGAACCAAUAUUAUCAAAUCUCAUUUGAAGGAAAGUUGAUUAUGAGAUUUGACGAUACCAAUCCGGCUAAGGAAAGUUCUGAAUUUGAGCAAGUUAUCCUUGAGGACUUGAAAUUACUUGGUAUUAAGCCUGAUGUUUUCACUCAUACCUCUGAUCAUUUCGAUCUAAUAAGUGACUUUUGUGUCAAAAUGAUGAAGGAGGGUAAGGCAUACGCAGAUGAUACCGAACCCGAGGAGAUGAAAAAGCAAAGAGAAACUAGAACUGAGUCUAAGAAUCGUACUAACAGUUUGGAAAAAAAUUUGUCAAUGUGGGAGGAAAUGAAAAAGGGUUCGAGUUAUGGUAAAACUUGCUGUAUACGAGCAAAAAUUGAUAUGCAGUCUAAUAACGGUUGUUUGAGAGAUCCAACAAUGUAUCGCUGUAAGGAAGAGGCUCAUGUUCGCACUGGCACUAAAUACAAGGUUUAUCCAACCUACGAUUUUGCAUGUCCUAUAGUCGAUUCUGUAGAAGGUGUCACUCAUGCAUUGAGAACUACCGAAUAUCGUGAUCGCGAUGCUCAAUAUGAGUGGUUCCUUAAUGCCAUGAAGAUUCGUAAACCUAUUGUGUAUGAGUAUGCUAGAUUAAAUCUGCAAAAUAUAGUUAUGUCGAAAAGAAAACUUACGUGGUUUGUAGAAGAAGGUAUUGUUGAAGGAUGGAAUGAUCCUAGAUUUCCAACUGUUAGAGGAGUUUUACGUCGAGGAAUGACUGUAGAGGGUUUGAAACAGUUUGUUAUAGCUCAAGGCUCUACCAAAUCUGUAAAUUUCAUGGAGUGGGAUAAAAUAUGGGCAUUCAACAAGAAGGUUAUAGACCCAAUAGUUCCUCGUUAUACCGCGCUUUUGAAAGAUGAUUUAAUAAAAGUCAACAUCAACGGCGUGACUGAGAACGAAGCAGUAGUUGACGCUCAUCCUAAAAAUAAGGAAGCUGGAACUAAAACUGUGUUUAGAACUAAAACUGUCCUUAUCGAACAGGAGGAUGCAUUGCGAUUCAAAGAGAACGAAAAUGUGACGUUCGUCAAUUGGGGUAAUGUUAUGAUAAAGUCGAUCAAGAAAAGUGGCGAUCGCAUAGUGUCUGUCGAUGGCGAUCUCAAUCUGGAGGAUACAAACUACAAAAAAACUAUAAAGAUUACAUGGCUUCCCCAAACUGAGAAGGAGGAAAUAAUUCCAAUCACUGCUCACCAUUACGAUCACCUAAUAACUAAAGGAGUCUUGGAUAAAAACGAUGAUUUCAAAAAUUUUAUAAACAGAAACUCGAAGAAAGAAAUCCACUUUUUAGGUGAAUCAAUGAUUGGUAAACUAAAAAAAGGGGAUAUUAUUCAAGUCCAAAGAAAGGGAUAUUACAUUGUUGAUGUUCCAUAUGAACCAAUGAGCAGACACAGCAGUCGUUGUCAACCAGCAGUUUUGAUACUUGUUCCUGAGGGAAACCAGGAAAAACAAGAAGGACAAAUCGGUUCAAAAAAAGUUAAAGAAAGCAAAGGAGGAAAAAGUAAAGAAGCAAAUCAAGAGAAAAAACAGGCUGCUACAAGUAGUUCUGGCAACGCUGUUGAUCUUAAUGAAAAAAUUUCCUCUCAAGGAAACAAGAUUCGCGAUUUGAAGAGCAAGAAAGCUGAUAAAGGAACAAUCGAUGCCGAAGUUAAGAUUUUACUGGCACUUAAAGCAGAAUAUAAAUCUGCAACCGGAAGCGAUUGGAAACCAGGAGCAGCUCCACCAAAAGCUGCUUCUGCUUCAGCUGCUUCAACAGGGGGAGAUGCAUCAGCUCUAAAUGAUAAAAUCACUGAGCAAGGCAACAAGAUUCGUGACUUAAAGAGCAAGAAAGCUGAUAAAGGAACAAUCGAUGCCGAAGUUAAGACUUUACUGGCACUCAAAGCAGAAUACAAAUCUGCAACCGGAAGCGAUUGGAAACCAGGAGCAGCUCCACCAAAAGCUGCUGCUUCGGCUGCUCCGACAGGAGGAAAUGCAUCAGCUCUAAAUGAUAAAAUCACUGAGCAAGGCAACAAGAUUCGUGACUUAAAGAGCAAGAAAGCUGAUAAAGGAACAAUCGAUACUGAAGUUAAGACUUUACUGGCACUUAAAGCAGAAUACAAAUCUGCAACCGGAAGCGAUUGGAAACCAGGAGCAGCUCCACCAAAAGCUGCUUCUGCUUCAGCUGCUUCAACAGGGGGAGAUGCAUCAGCUCUAAAUGAUAAAAUCACUGAGCAAGGCAACAAGAUUCGUGACUUAAAGAGCAAGAAAGCUGAUAAAGGAACAAUCGAUGCCGAAGUUAAGACUUUACUGGCACUCAAAGCAGAAUACAAAUCUGCAACCGGAAGCGAUUGGAAACCAGGAGCAGCUCCACCAAAAGCUGCUGCUUCGGCUGCUCCGACAGGAGGAAAUGCAUCAGCUCUAAAUGAUAAAAUCACUGAGCAAGGCAACAAGAUUCGUGACUUAAAGAGCAAGAAAGCUGAUAAAGGAACAAUCGAUGCCGAAGUUAAGACUUUACUGGCACUCAAAGCAGAAUACAAAUCUGCAACCGGAAGCGAUUGGAAACCAGGAGCAGCUCCACCAAAAGCUGCUGCUUCGGCUGCUCCGACAGGAGGAAAUGCAUCAGCUCUAAAUGAUAAAAUCACUGAGCAAGGCAACAAGAUUCGUGAUUUAAAGAGCAAGAAAGCUGAUAAAGGAACAAUCGAUACCGAAGUUAAGACUUUACUGGCACUUAAAGCAGAAUAUAAAUCUGUUACAGGAAAUGAUUGGAAACCACCAGCACAAAGUUCUUGUGGUAAUAAGCCACAAAAGAAAGAAAUUAGGAAGGAAAGUGAAAAAAAAGCUGCUACUGGCGCAGGUGAAAGUGGUGGAAAAAAAGUAACUCGUUUGGGACUAGAGGUUGAAAAGGAUGAUUUAUCAGAGUGGUACUCUCAAGUUAUUACAAAGUCUGAAAUGAUUGAAUAUUAUGAUGUGUCUGGUUGUUAUAUUCUUCGCCCAUGGGCAUUUGGUAUUUGGGAAUCCAUUCAAGCCUCCUUUGAUACCUCAAUCAAGAAACUAGGUGUUGAAAACUGCUAUUUCCCUAUGUUUGUAUCGAAUGCAGCAUUACAAAAGGAAAAAGAUCACAUAGCUGAUUUUAGUCCUGAAGUAGCAUGGGUAACAAAAUGUGGAAGUUCAGAAAUGGCAGAGCCAGUAGCAAUUCGUCCUACAAGCGAAACUGUUAUGUAUCCAUCAUAUUCUAGAUGGGUUCAGUCUCAUAGAGAUUUACCUAUUAAACUUAACCAAUGGUGCAACGUUGUACGAUGGGAAUUUAAACACCCUCAACCAUUUUUGAGAACGCGUGAAUUUCUCUGGCAAGAAGGACAUACUGCUUAUGCUAAUAAAGAAGACGCCGUUAAAGAAGUGUAUCAAAUUCUUGAAUUAUAUGCUGGUAUCUACGAGGAUCUUUUGGCCAUACCUGUUGUCCGAGGGCGAAAGACUGAAAAAGAGAAAUUUGCUGGUGGGGAUUUCACUACAACAGUUGAAGCCUAUGUUCCUGCAUCUGGAAGAGCUAUACAAGGAGCAACAAGCCAUCAUUUGGGACAAAACUUUUCGAAAAUGUUUAACAUUUCUUUCGAAGAUCCAGUAACUGGGGAAAAACAAUUUGCUUAUCAAAAUUCUUGGGGUCUUACAACUAGAACUAUUGGCGUUUUGGUAAUGGUUCAUGGAGAUAAUAAAGGUCUCGUUCUCCCUCCAAGACUUGCCAAAUAUCAAGCUGUUAUAAUUCCUUGCGGAGUUACUGCCAGCUUAAAGCCGGCUGAAAAGAAGGAUCUGUAUGAUACCUGUAGCAAACUUACAGAUCAGCUGAAUGCUUCUGGUAUAAGAACUAAGUGCGAUUUGAGAGAAAACUACAGCCCAGGCUGGAAGUUUAAUAAUUGGGAAUUGAAGGGUGUUCCCCUACGUAUUGAAAUAGGACCUAGAGAUAUGAAAAAUAAUGAGAUUGUUGUAGUACGAAGAGAUAAUUCCAUAAAGGCGACAGUUAGCAAUAACGGCGUAGAGAAGAGUUUAGCAAGCUUACUGGAGACCAUUCAAAAAGACAUGUUCAGCAAAGCUUUUAAAGAAAUGUGGAACAACAUCACUACAACAAAAAGCUUCGAUGAAUUCUGUUCAAUGCUGGAUAGGAAAAAGUUGAUAAUGUCACCAUUUUGUGGUGAAAUCGAUUGCGAGGAUACCAUUAAGAAGUUGAGUGCUAGAGAGGCAGUCGUUGAGGAAGGAGCACCAGCAAUGGGAGCCAAAGGUUUAUGUAUUCCCCAACAGCAGCCAGCGGAGUUUAUUGAGGACGGAAAACUUUCUCCGGGAAUGUUUGAAAGAUUAUUCAAUGGACUCAACAGUUUCUAUGCUGGAAUACCUGAAGACUUCUUAAAACUAUUUACUAAAUAUAAUUAUUAUUUAAAUGAAGUGAGAUUCAGUGAUGAAAACAUGCAAAGUAAAGAAUCUCUGAAAAUUCUGAAACAAAUACAUAUCCAAAAUUUGAACAUUGAGUCUCUGAAAUUGGUAACGCUUGAGGAACUAAUGGAUUAUGUAAAUGAAGAUGAAUUAAAAGGCCUAUCAAUUCAUGGAUGUAGAUUUUUACCUGACAAAAAGCUUGUGGAGCAAGUUGAGGGACAAGCAGGAAUUUCGUAUCCUGAGUUUCUGAAGGAUUAUCCUUCUCUUAAAAAUUUGACAAAAUUGAAUGUUCAAUAUACUUGCAUGAAAAACAUUCAGUUUUUUUUCAUUACAAAAGAAAUUCGCAGCUUGACAGAUGUUAAUAUUAGCGGUACUUUCAUUUCUGAUAUUCGCCUCUUGAAAAAACAAACCAAUCUGCAAUAUCUUAACUGUUCUGAUCUGAAAUCCAGCGCUAAAAAGCAUUUUAUUCAUCUGCAUUGUCUGAAGAAACUUGAGCGUCUAAGGUUUGGCAAUUGGUCUAUGUACAAGCGUGGAGGAAGAAUUUCUUGGUCAAACGAGAUCAAUUUACAAAUUGCAAAGUUUUUGACCAGAGAAGAAAAAGUAGAAUACAUUGCAGUUCCAGAGCGAUUUCGAUCAAAGCAUAGUUGGGAUAUUUCUGAAUUUCUAACUUUAGCUGGUUGGAAAAAUUUGAAAUUUUUUGACUUGGUAGGAGAUUGGGAACCCUCCUCGUCAAGUGUUCUAAAAUUUAUUACCAAUCAUAGUAAACUAAAAUAUUUCGGGAUACCAUCAACAUUGGAUAGCGUUUCAAUUAACUCCGAUAUAAGAAGAAACAUUUCUGAUUAUGGUGACAUUCGCCGUUAUGAAAGGAUCCAUGGAAGAAAUGAAAUGUCACUUUUGAUAUUAUAUGAUGAGGAGGGCCACCCUGUCCAUAAUUGUGAACUAAGAGACGCUUACGAUGCUAAUGCAUUUGUAUUUGACAAUUAUGGAAAUAUUGCUAUUCCUGAUUUAGAGAAGUUUAAAAAUAAUUAUUCCAGCGAAAAGAAUUUAGAGCUUUGUGAACAACUAGCAGAGGAAUUGUUAUUUGAAAAAUACAUUUACUUUGGUUCUAAACUUAUUUUUGGUGAAGCAUGUCUAAAAAUUCUCUGUUUGGAUAUUAUGAAAUCAGAACACUUUUUGACAAUAAUUGAGCUGAUUGCUGAAACAUAUUUACAUAGAUAUAACUAUUUGACUGAACCUAUAGAUUUUUUAUUUAUAGUAGUUCUUGAAAAAUAUAACAGCUAUUUCAAAAUGGUAUCGAACGUUAGCCUAAUCUAUCGGAGGAUAUUUACGGCACCUGAAUCAUACGGAACUUUUCAAUCCUAUUAUAGUCUUAUUUACUAUUUAACAAGCUUUCUUAGUCAAUUAGACUUUGCUAAAAUAUCAAAGGAAGAAUUAGUUGGCCUUUGUGGAGGAAUGAAAAGGAUACAGUUUUGGAAGAGAAUAGAUCAAUGUGAAAAAUUAUACAAACGGUUUUAUAUUAUAUUAAUAAAUAUACUUAAUGCCUGCAAAGAAAGAUUUGGGUGGAAUAUGAGAAAUUUGCCAAAAUACUUUGAUCCACUCAUAAGAAAAUCAUCAGAUAGAUAUUUUAAUCAGCGUUUACACCAACAAAUAGCCAAGUAUAAUAACUACGAUGAACAUGAAUUCGAUGAAGAGAGCCCAUCUGAAAGUGAAGAUUCUAUUGAUUUUCUGUUAAACUUAUUUUAG
Molecule: messenger RNA, 6920 nt
Organism: Dimorphilus gyrociliatus
Lineage: Eukaryota; Metazoa; Annelida; Polychaeta; Dinophilidae
Source: the annotation of a GenBank genome assembly